GAGGGACGGAGCAGUUUCACAUCACAGCUGUGCCGCUGUCGGGAGGCUGUGUCUUCAGCCUGCUCAUGGAUCACCUGUGGAAGAUGCUGCCUGUGUUUGUGGUCUGUGCAGAGGCCCUGAACGUGACGGAGGUACAGGUGCAGCUUGGUCACAGCAUCACUUUGACCUGCUCUGAGAACAGCUCAGACCUGUACUGGUACGCACAGAUCCACGGUCAGCUCGGCGGAUUCAUCGGUCGCACUUUUUCUGGAAAGUAUGGGCUUAGCUGUUCUCCAAAUUAUUCAAGCAAAUACCUUCUCCAGCGAAACACUCUGGAGAUCAAAAACAUCAUAGCGGACGAUUGCAGACUUUACUUCUGUGGCAAGAAGAAGAACAGCAACAUCAUUUAUCUGGACACUUUCCUCCUGGUCUCAGACCGGAAACAGGAGCAGUACACCUGGACCAUGAUGCAGAGUAACCCCGUCAUGUUCGGCUCCCUCACCCUGAAUGCUUUAUUCAUCUUAGUGACAAUAGGUCUGGGGUCUACGUCACUGUGUUUCAAGAAGAAGACUAGAGACGUCCAGGUGAACGGCCCAUCACCUGUCACGUAUGAUAACACAGCGACUCUGGAGACACCGCAGUAUGAGGAGAUCCAGUUCACCUCCUCUACAGUCCGUCCAGAUGUUCCUCCUCUGGAGUGUGUUUACUACAAAGCUCAGCUUCCUCGCUCCCCGCUGCCUCAACAUUGACAGAGCAGGACACCUGGUUGGUACCUGUACAGCUGGUAUAUUCACCUGUAGUAUUUACAUUUGACAGUUGGAUCAAAGACAUUUGUUCCUUAUUUUUUGCUUUUUUGUUUUUUACUUAUGCUCUGCAGUCUGGAUAUGUACUGUUGACAAAUGAUUAAUAGAUAUCUCUUCAUAUAAUCUUUGUAUAUAUUCUUAAUAUAUAAGAAACAUCUCUCCCUGUCAUGGAAAAACAACACUGUAAAUAUAGAAAAUAAAAUGUUUUUCUA
Molecule: messenger RNA, 994 nt
Organism: Seriola aureovittata
Lineage: Eukaryota; Metazoa; Chordata; Actinopteri; Carangiformes; Carangidae
Exons: 4
Coding region: 66-728 (220 amino acids)
Source: RefSeq, a predicted model, not a curated record